Leucoraja erinaceus (little skate) is the source of this 4019-nucleotide messenger RNA. It is a transcript of the gene cdip1, whose product is annotated as cell death-inducing p53 target 1. NCBI's taxonomy places the organism in Eukaryota, Metazoa, Chordata, Chondrichthyes, Rajiformes, Rajidae. The record is from RefSeq and is a predicted model, not a curated record. Gene Ontology annotation, biological process: intrinsic apoptotic signaling pathway in response to DNA damage by p53 class mediator; tumor necrosis factor-mediated signaling pathway. Bases 96 to 857 code for a protein of 253 amino acids. Gene Ontology annotation, molecular function: zinc ion binding. The transcript has 5 exons.
UGCUGGGCUGGAGGGGGAAGUGUUUAUGCUAAAGUAACGGGACUGGGAAUUUGACGGCUUAACUCUGCUGAGUUAGUGGUUCCUGGCAGCGGCGCAUGCGCGGCUGCUGCCCUGCGGCUGCGGUGGAGCGGCGGCGACAGAAUCUUCCGCUCACACCACGACGACUCACACGACGGCGGCGGCGGCUGUGGACGCCCGGAGAGGGGACAAUGUCAGAAGAACCACCUCCUCCAUACCCAGGGGGGCCUUCUGCUCCACUGCUUGAAGAGAAGGGAGGACAAUCUGCACAAACAGUUUCUGCAGGGUAUAUGUUGCCUCCUACUGCUCCUCCUACCACCAUUCAACCUCAAGGAUAUUUUAUCCCACCAGAGGUUGGACCACCUCCGUAUGAGCUAACGCCACAACCAGGAUUUAUACCACUUCAUACACCUGCAGAAGGUGGUAUGCCAAUGCCACCACAUGGUUACUACCCAGCUGCAGGGCAUUUCCCACCUCCGGGUCACUUUGUACCCCCAGGUCCCUAUGCGCCCCCUCCUGGGCACUAUCCCCCUCUCAGUGGACAAACAGCAACUGUUAUAGUUCCCCCUGGUGCAGCAACAACAGUGACCGUACUGCAGGGGGAGAUGUUUCAAGCUGCACCUGUGCAGACUGUGUGCCCUCAUUGCCAGCAGGCCAUCACAACCAAGAUCACUUAUGAACUAGGCUUGCUCAAUACUUUAUUCUGUCUCUUCUGCUGUUUUAUGGGGUGCGAUUUGGGCUGCUGCUUAAUCCCAUGCUUGAUAGAUGACCUGAAGGAUGUAAUGCAUACUUGUCCAAACUGUAAAGCCUACAUAUAUACAUACAAGCGUGUGUGUUAACAUCGACCCUUACAAUGAUGUUAACUUUUUUGUUUCAAUUUACACACAUAGUGAUGCAGCAUUGUCUCGUGCUGUUUAACAAACUGUGAAUGCCUUAUCUGCAGAAUAUAUAAAUUGAACUAUUAAUGUAUUAACAAUGAAGUUUAGAUCUCCCAACUGAAAAUCCAAAACAUAAUAUUUAAUUCCACUUAAAGUAGUGAAAUUGCUAGUGAAACAAACUUAUGGCUAAUACCUUUUUGAAAACUAUAUUCAGUGUGGAAUCAUGUCAGUUGCAUAUUGAUGUGGAUUAUUGUGCCGAGUAGUGUGAAAAUGAAGGAUAAAUAAUUAGUUUAGGGUAUCAAAAGUCAGCCUUCCGUCCCAAAAUAUUGCCUGGUGCAGCAAUAUGUUUGUGAUGUUUAUAUUUAAUAUGUAGUUUAAUAUAAAUCUAUUAAUGUGCUCUAUAGAAAAUACAGGAAUUCGAGUGCAUUCUUUAAACCCCAGGGAAAAUAGUUUUGGCGUCUGGCACGUGUUACUGCUUAAUGGGAGCACAUGCAUGGGUGUGUUUUAUAAUAUGACAUGCAUUCUUGUCAUUCAAUACUUGCAAUUGGUAUGUUUUUUUCUUGGUUCAAAAAUCCAUCCCGAUACAGGUCUGAGACUGAAUUUCUGAACAGCUGUUAGUUGCCGGAAAGGAACUAAGGUUAAAAUGAAUGUUGAUGUUAGAAACAGUAUUUUGAAGAGAUGAAGGUUUUAAUCUGCUAAAAUAUGAACUUGGCACAUUUUAUUGCUGCCUUUCUAAUUUAGUUUAAAACAAAACAUUAAAGGUUCUGAGCCAUGACAAAUGUGUUAUCAUGAUUAUAGUGAACUCGUGUCAGUCUAAAUCAUUUUAAUGGAACUUUAACAGAGGAUAUUUUUUUAAAAAUAACAUCACCUGUAAGCUUUAAGUCCAAACAUGUAGCUUAGAUUUUGUGGAUCCAAACAAGGUUUUUUUUUUCCCCCCAGUUUGAGGAAUAUUGUCUGUUAAUGAUAACUGUCAGGGUGUCCUGAAAUGUUCUUUAUAGUAGUGUUUUGAAAUAUUGUACAGUGCAGAAAUAUUGGAUAUAUUCAGAAUAUAAAUGUGGUAAAAUAACUGUGCAGCUUGCAAGUAUUGCCUUUGCUAAGAUUCUGCUGCACAUAUAAACUUGCACUUUGCUUUAGUGUUUCUACUGUACAAUUUGCAUUAUGAACUUGGGGAAUUAUAACAAAUACUCCUCUGAAAAUAUAUUACUGGAAUACAAAAUUAAUAGAAAAUACACUUAUUUUUCAGAGUGCAGAAGGGGUGUGCAUGUGGCUGACCUUUUUCUGCCUAUCAUGUUGUAGCUUAAUGCAUUUAACCAACUCAACAAUUGGGUUGAUGAGGUGGAAAUUAUUGCUUAUUGGGAAACAUUUCAGUACUUUGAAAUAUUAAUAUUUCAACAAUUUUGCUUUAAACUGAGCUUUUCCGAUACCGGCACACAAUCAUGGGUGGAUCAAACUUGCCUAGAUUUAAGUUCAGAAGUAGUUUCUUACUGUCAUUAAUUGGGAAUCAUUGGAAGGAUAUCAGCAGGUUACUUGCAUGCAUAUGGACACAAAGGGCUGGAGUAACUCAGCAGCUCAGGCAGCAUCUCUGAAGAACGAGGAUAGGAGAUGUUUCACAUUGGGACCUUCAGACUAAUUAUGGUGGGGGGAAGAAAGCGAGAAGAGGGGAGAGGCAGGACAAAAUGUGGCAGCUAAUAGGUGGCUUUUGGUAGGCAGUUGGUUGGAACACAGGCCAAAGAUAAAAGCAGAUGGCGUUGAUGAAUUGCAAAUUAUGAACCUAUGGGAGGGGAGAAACAGGUGGGAGUCGGGGAGGGGGUGAAUAUAAAGGGGCGUUGUGGGGGAGAAAGGCCUCCUCCAUUGCCAGGGUGAGGCCUCUUACUAACUGGAGGAACAGCACUUGGGUAGCUUGCAACCCAACUGUAUGAGCAUUGAAUUCUCCAAUUUUAGGUAAACGGGAAGAUACCUGGGAAGGGGUUUGGUUGGGAAGGGAGGAGUAAAUCAAGGUGUUGUGAGGAAGAGGUCCUUGUGGAAGGUGAAAAGGAAUGGGGCUAGGAAGAUAUGCUCCGCGGAAGAGAGAAAUGGGUGGAACUGGGAAGAUGAAGUUAUUCCAGUGUCUUUAAAAUAAGCAAUCUGCAGUUCCUUGUUUCUACAAUUUGCACGGAAAUCACAUUUUAUAAUACUUUGAAUUUCAAGUUAUAUUGUGAGUGCAGAAAACAAUUUCUGUAAAAUGAAAAUUUUGAUUUAAACUAGGAAAUUAUUUCCAUUUUCAAAAUUACGAUCUGGUGGAUUUGUAGAUUUUAAUGCUGUUCAUCAAUAGAAUGAUGUAGACCAUACAUAUGUAUACUAAAUUUUAAUGGAGCAGAUCCAGCUAUGUUGGACGCAUAAAUAAAAGAUUAAUAUCUGAUGCAAUAUUUUCAAUUGCUGAUUAGACAAUUUAAGUCAAUUUCACAAUUAGGUUCACUGAAUAAUUGUAAAAUAUUGGAUUUUUUUUUAAAUGGGCCUAUUUAAAACUAGUUACUUGUUUUAAAUACCUUGUCUACAUCCACGGCUUUUUGAAGGCUUCUGUGUCAGAAAAGUAUGAAAAUUCCACUGUCAAUUAGUCUUGAUUGAUUUGAUUACUUGCAUAUUUAAGGUAUAUCCUUAGAGGCAGGGAUUAUCCCAACGUUUAAGGAAAGAUAGACACAUGGAUAGGACGGAUUUGGAGGGAUAUGGACCAAACUCGGGCAGGUGAGGCUAGUGCAGAUGGGACAUGUUGGCCAGUGUGGAUAAGUUGGGGCCGAUGGGCUGUUUCCAUGCUGUAUGACUAUGAUAAACUAUGAAAAUGAUGGAUAAAAUGUCUGUAUUUUCUGUAAAAUGCCAAUCUUUAGUUUGCAUAUCUGUGCAAUGUGCAUAAUUUACUUGCAUUCAUGGUCUUUUUUGAAAUGAAUAGUAUUUGCCUGUCGGUUUCAAAUGUAAUGUUCUGAAAUAUUUUAAUAUAUAAUGCUUCUUAAAUGAUGCACCUUUUUGUUAGAAGACACUUUGCAAUGUCCUAAGUAAGUUUUCUGUAACGCUGUGUACAAAUUAUUCAUAUCCAUGUAUUCGCGUGUACAAAGUGUAUACAUCUUGGAAGCUAAUAAAUGCCAAUAGUAU